CACCGUUAUCGCGUUACUUCCCGUUUCGUCGUCUUCCGGAUCGCGGAACCAUGCGACAUCUCGCCGCCGCCGGUAUUCCGCGGUGUCCGAAACGCGUAGUCGCUCUGUCACCGCCGUCGUCACCGCCGUCACCGCCGUCACCUGCACGACCGUCCAGUUGCCACUUGUUGACGACCGCCGCGAAACUCGUCGCCGCCGAUGGGUCGCGGUUUUUUUUCUCGGCCGUUUUUCCCCCGCACCAACGUCGUAAUAGUCAUUAUCCGGAGGACAGUUUACGAUAAUAAUAAUGAUAAAUCGUUUUUAACAUUUUCGCGGUACGAUAAAACUCGCACGUCGCAACGCUUAUAAUAUUAUUGUAAAAUAAUAUUACACCGUUUCGCACUCGCUUUGUCGACUUGUCGCGGGCGGCGAGGUCGGCUAUCGACGGACGAGAGCGUGUCGUUUAAAUAUUAUAUUACACUUACUACGUUAAAUAUAUAAUAUAUAAACGCACACACAUAUAUAUAUAUAAUAUAUAUAUGGAGUUUCCGAGCAGGGACGCUAACCAGAGCGGCAGCGGGCUGUGGGAGUAUGGUGCGCUGGACAAUUGGCCAUGGCAAAAGUACCGGAUGAGGUACUCGCCCGAGGUGACGGUGCUGUUUUGCAUCGCGUACACGGCCGUGUUUGUCGUGGGCUUCGUGGGCAACAUGUCUGUGGUGCUGGUGGUGUACAAGAACGUGAGGAUGCAGUCAUCGCCCACCAACAUAUUCAUCGUCAACCUAGCCGUUGCCGAUCUGCUGGUCAUCGUCGUCUGCGUGCCGUUCACCCUCAUCGGCAGCAUCACCACCGAGUGGCGUUUGGGACUGGUCAUAUGCAAACUUGUGCCGUACUUUCAAGGAGUGUCUGUGAACGCAUCAAUAAACACGUUGAUGGCCAUUUCCGUGGAAAGGUGUUUGUCCAUUUGUUACCCCAUGAAUCCUGUGGGCAAAGGCGUCUGUAAACGAGUCGUGGCCAUCAUAUGGAUCAUUUCGCUCACAAUUACCAUGCCAUGGGCCAUAUACUUUGAUCUACAGCCCAUGGAGGAAGGCAGCGAUAAUCAGAUCUGCCUGGAAUCGUGGCCGACCGUGGAGAGCGGCAACCUGUACUUCGUGUUGGCCAACCUGGUGCUGUGCUACAUGCUGCCGCUGACGGUGAUCGCGGUGUGCUACAUGUUCAUCUGGCAAAAGGUGAGCCGGCGCAAGGUGCCCGGCGAGCCCAUGCACAACGGCGCCAACAUGGUGCAGCGGUCCAAGAUGAAGGUGAUCACCAUGAUCAUGUACGUGGUGGUGCUGUUCGCGGUGUCGUGGCUGCCGCUGUACGUGGCGUUCUCGCUGAUCAAGUUCUGGCCGCUGCCGCCGGCCGUCGAGAGCUACACGGUCGCCUCGCUGCCGGUCGCGCAGUGGCUGGGCGCCGCCAACUCGUCCAUCAACCCGCUGCUGUACGCCAUCUUCAACCACCGGUUCCGGGACGGUUACCGGGCCCUGUUGUCCGGCAAGAUAUGCCAAGCGUUCGACUACAGCAACUCGGUGAGGUAUCUGCGCGGCGGCCGGGCCGGUACCGCGGCCGCGUUCAAGCGCAACAACAACAACAACAACAACUACGACAACGGCGGCCGCGACCGAAACCGCAAGACCAUCGGCGCCAUAUACGUGCACGCCGCGCGCGACGACGACCGGCGGGCUCGGCAGAAGCAGCAGCGACCGGUCCAGCAACUGCAGCCGCCGCCGCCGCCGCAGACGGGUCGUCUACUGGCCAAGUCGUCGUCGGUCAGGGAAACGCAUCACGUCGCCGAAGGGUCGACAGGUGGUUCCGUGGUGCAGUUCUGUCCGACAAACGGCGAAAACUCGUUCGUGUGACCGGACACCCACGCGCAGCCGUCACGGGCUGAGAUUCGAGACGAGAAGACGACGACGACCUACCUUUGCAGUGCAGCCUGUGCAGAUGUACAUAAUACAUAGGACUCGUAGACUGUACAACGCACCGCCGAUAACUACACAAUUAUUACACAUUGAUUUGUCUAUGACAUUUUAACUGUGGACGUUUGGCGACGGGGUCGAAACAAUUGUUUUUUUUUUUUCACAAAAUCAACGAUCACGUAAUCGUUGUCCAAACUUGCGCACAACAAUGAAAACGCUAUAUAGAUGUUUAAUAAUCAAUCAAACCGAAAGUAUAAUAAUGAUAAUAAUAAUAACAAUAAUAACUAAAUAAUGAAACAGUCAGACGCACACAAUAUUAUAUUAUUAUAACGAGUAUUAUACUGGUAACGCGCGAAAUAAAAAACGAAUGUAUAGAAUGACCGGAAAAAAUGAGAAACGUUGAGGUUUUAGAACUUUCCGAGGCGAUCACCUGAGUGUUCCGCAACGCCUGACCCGCCGUUUGUCGAAUAAGCCUCGGCAUUGACCGUCACAUAAUUAUUAUAAUUAUCCCAUUUCUAAUAAUAACCGUAUUAUUUCAUCGGUUUUCAACCUCUAAUUUAUUAAUUAAUUUUUUUUAUGUAACAAUUUAGCGUUUUGAUAUAGGUAUAGCUAUAGAUAAGUUUUCUACGAAAUUAUAUAAUUUUUAGUAUUUUUUGUUCGCCCGUGAAAUCAUGCAGAAAACAGAUUACCUCAAAUUAUUAUUUCUUUCUGGACUUCACCCGUUUAAAAUUAUUCACCAGCUGACUCGGUUUUAUCGUCAAUACGACCAAAAGUGUAUACUUAUAUUGAUAUUACAUAAUAUACGAUAUACGUAUUUCCAGUACUCGGAAUUAAAUAAAAGUACAGCAUGAAGCGCCGUUUAACAAAUAUAUUUCUCGGUAAUAUUAUUCCUACUAUUUAUGUACGUUCGUUUUUCGUGAUACUUUUCAAAUGAGACGAAAGGUACCUAAAUAUUAUUGUAAUUUUGAUUUCCUCAUUCGAAUUCGAUUGGAUCUCAUAAUUCUAUGUUAUACAUUUAUCGUAUUCACUCAGAAUGUUGUUCGCAGUACAUUAUAUUAGUUUACAAACUUCAUCAGUUAGGAAUUUCUCGGCUCCGGAAACGGCUUCGGCGUAAUAUAUUAUUAUUAUCAUCAUUAUACAUACUACAACGGCGCGCCAUAGUCCUGAAAUAGAAUUAGAACGGACAUUCCCAACACUAAUUUCGACGCGCCAGAUCUCGACCAAAUCUGAAUAAAUUUCAUAUGAAAGGUUCUCAAUCACAUAGCGGUAGAAUCUACCUAUAUUAUAAUAUAAUACGUCUUUUGGGCUACCGGCUGCAAUGACUUAUCUCGAUUAUCAUUAUUUUAUAAUAUAUUGAUAUAGGUAGGGACUAUGCAGAUAUUAUGCCGCGUGUUCGCCGUUAUUAAUUUCCGUAUUAUACGAUUUAUUUUAUAGUUUUAUACGUGAUGCAAUCGAGCACUGACAAUGUGACUGUUGAAUUGCUCCAAUUAUAAAAUGAAAAGACAAAAAUAGUUAAUGUUUCAAAUUCGUCGUAACUCGCAACUGUAUGCGGUGUUAACGGCGAUAACGAUGACGACAAGCAAUACAAGAGAAAAACACUUUGUAUAUCAUAUUUAUAUACGUUUGCCUUGGAACUUAGCCGCGACGUUAUAUUUUAAUGUUAUGUCCGAUAAUUUGUAAAAAAAAAAAAAAAUGCACUGUGACGAUCCAAAUGAAAAUCCGAGCUGUUGUGCAGUAACUUACACCAUAAAUAUUAUAUUGAAUAAAUAAACAUUAUAUAUUAUAUAUAUUUAUAUACAAUAUCAUUGAAAUAUGUAUCCCACUGCCUUCGUAGUAUUUAUUUAUUGUUAAAUAAUAUGUUAUUAUUAUGCAUUAGUGUUAUUUCGUUUUAUGUUAUUAUAAUAAUGUAUACAAAUUAUACGUUCCCGCUCAAAAAUGUAUAUUCGUAUAAAUGGUUGAAAACUCAGCCUCGAGAUCUCAUUACGAACACGUAUAACGCACAACAAAAACAACAAUAAUAAUAAUAAUUAAUAUUUUAAGUAAGUUGUAACUUAUAAAACUAUAAUGAAUUAUUUUGUACAUGCCAAUAGUCUAUAGUACCUACCGUAAUAAUAGUGGUCCUAUCACGGGCGUUUCGCCAUCGCUCCAGUGGGAUACGGUCAUAAUAAUAUUAUCAUUGUUAUAGUUAUUGUUUUUACCUGUAUUAUUAUUAGAUUUUAUUGUUUCAUAUUAUUAUCAUUAAUGUUGACGAUGGAUUUGUUAAUCGUAUCCUAGCGAUAGAAAUCGUAGUUAUUAUCAACACGACAAAUGUGUAAAUCGUAACAAUAUUUAGUGUACGAUUUAAAUUACAAAAUCACGCGAGUGUUAAUAAUAGAAACAGCAAUAUUAGACAAUAAUAAUAAUAAAAAAAAGUGUAUUGUUAAUAUUAUUUUAUACGUAAUAAUUAAAUUAUAUUAUAUUAGUUGGACUUACUGCUUAUAUUAUACGCGAGACGCCGCCUUCAGAAGCACAUAUUUGUAUUGUAUAAAGAUAUAUAUUCAUAUAGGUAA
Molecule: messenger RNA, 4483 nt
Organism: Rhopalosiphum maidis (corn leaf aphid)
Lineage: Eukaryota; Metazoa; Arthropoda; Insecta; Hemiptera; Aphididae
Product: neuropeptide SIFamide receptor-like
Exons: 4
Coding region: 519-1874 (451 amino acids)
Biological process (GO): G protein-coupled receptor signaling pathway
Cellular component (GO): membrane
Molecular function (GO): peptide binding; G protein-coupled receptor activity
Source: RefSeq, a predicted model, not a curated record